Impatiens glandulifera is the source of this 786-nucleotide messenger RNA. RefSeq names its product ubiquitin-like protein ATG12. The transcript is spliced from 6 exons. Gene Ontology annotation, biological process: autophagy of mitochondrion; nucleophagy; C-terminal protein lipidation. Gene Ontology annotation, cellular component: phagophore assembly site membrane; Atg12-Atg5-Atg16 complex; cytoplasm. The coding region runs from base 219 to 503 and encodes 94 amino acids. Lineage: Eukaryota; Viridiplantae; Streptophyta; Magnoliopsida; Ericales; Balsaminaceae. The record is from RefSeq and is a predicted model, not a curated record.
AUUAUGGGAAACUGAACCCAAACUGUUUUCAAAAUUGUGCCUUUCAUUGACCUUUCCCUCCUUUUUGUUCUUCUCAAGUACUUUUAGCCUUACCAUAAGCUAGAUAACUGCAUGUUGCAAUUUGAAAAGUUAUAUUUUAUCUUAUGUGAUCUCCCUACAGCUUAAUCUUCUAUAUACAAAAAGCUUGAACAUCUUCCAUUCUGGGACUUUGCAAAAUAAUGGCUUCAGAAACACCCAAAUCUGCUGCAAAAGUUGUUGUGCAUCUUAGAGCUACUGGUGAUGCCCCAAUUCUCAAGCAAGCCAAGUUCAAGAUUGCAGGGACUGAUAAGUUUGCCAAAGUCAUAGACUUUCUUCGUCGACAGCUUCACAGGGAGACAGUGUUUGUGUACGUGAACAGCGCCUUUUCUCCUAACCCAGAUGAGUUGGUCAGUGAUCUUUACAAUAAUUUUGGGUUUGAUGGCAAACUGGUGGUGAAUUAUGCUUGUUCAAUGGCAUGGGGCUAACUUGAUGUGAUGAAUAAGAUUUGUAUAUUCUUCUCUCUAUAAUAUAUACGUGCCUCUAAAAGGAGACGAUGACACGGGAAAUUGGUCCAUUGUAGUAGAUCGUCUCUUCAAAGAGGCUAUUUUUUUCUUCUAUUUUUUUGUUGGGUUAUUUUUUUAUUUGGGUAACUCGGUUUUUAUUUUUUGACAAUCAUUGUCAUAACUUGUGCCUAUUUGAUUUGUGGUUAACCCCCCUAGGUGUGUGCGAAACAUUGGGGACUAAUGAAAAUGCGUCAUAAAUCUUUUA